Myripristis murdjan (pinecone soldierfish) is the source of this 4482-nucleotide messenger RNA. RefSeq names its product SLIT and NTRK-like family, member 3a (gene slitrk3a). Lineage: Eukaryota; Metazoa; Chordata; Actinopteri; Holocentriformes; Holocentridae. Gene Ontology annotation, molecular function: protein binding. The record is from RefSeq and is a predicted model, not a curated record. The transcript has 3 exons. Bases 412 to 3120 code for a protein of 902 amino acids. Gene Ontology annotation, biological process: positive regulation of synapse assembly; axonogenesis. Gene Ontology annotation, cellular component: GABA-ergic synapse; postsynaptic density membrane.
AGAAAAGGGAGAGAGUUAGAGUCAGAGAGAGGGAGAGUGGGGGAGAUUGCAUUCCUAUCACGUCUUCAUUUCUCCUCUCUCCUCUCUUUUGCCUCAACCGCUGACAGAGGUAGAGAGAGAGAGAGAGAGAGAGAGAGAGUGAGAGAGAGAGAGAGAGAGAGACAGAGAGAGAGAGAGAAGAGCGAGCGAGCAGAGGAGAGAUCUAACAAGAUUCAAACUAGUGGUCUUUUUUCCUGAUGCUUUUCAAUUCCAGAACGAAACUAUGCCCGGUAUGGGACCAUAAACGGGACGCACCGGGAAUCAACCGGACAAACAGCAGAAGGAUAUGUGAAGUUGGAAUCCCACUAAACUAAUGCUGUGAAGUGGCUCUGUCCCUGGAGCCGUGACUUCAUCCCCUGGGUGUCAGCGAGGAUGCUGUGGGUUACCUUGCUGAGCACCAUAGCCUUAGGAUGGACCACCCCAAUCCCACUACUGGAGGACUCAGAGGAGAUCGACGAGCCCUGCUUCGAGCCCUGCUACUGCGAGGUCAAAGAGGGAAUCUUCCACGUCCACUGCGACAGCAAAGGAUUUACAAAUGUCAGCCAGAUCUCCCAGAUAUGGAGUCGGCCCUUCAAGCUCAACCUGCAGAGGAACUCCAUGAGGAAGCUGUACUUUAACAGCUUCCUCCACCUCAACAAUGCCAUAUCUAUUAACCUGGGUAAUAACGCCUUGCAAGAUAUCCACGCUGGAGCGUUCAAUGGGCUAGGGAUCCUCAAACGGCUGUUCCUCCACGAGAACAAGCUAGAGGUUUUCCGGAACGACACUUUUCUUGGGUUGGAGAGCUUAGAGUAUCUCCAGGCGGACUAUAAUGUGAUCAAACGGAUUGAAAGUGGUGCGUUCAGGCACCUUCACAAAUUGAGAGUGCUGAUAUUGAAUGACAAUCUGAUCCCUGUGCUCCCAAGCUAUCUAUUCAGGUCAGUGUCACUCACACAUCUGGACCUGAGAGGAAACAGACUAAAGACAUUGCCAUAUAAGGGCACGUUGGAGUAUGUUGGGCGAAGUUUAAUGGAGAUCCAGCUGGAGGAGAACCCAUGGAACUGUGCAUGUGAGAUUGUUCAGCUAAAAACAUGGCUGGAGAGAAUCCCUUACACAGCUUUGGUGGGUGAGAUCACAUGCGAGUACCCCUUCCACUUCCAUGGGAAAGACUUACGGGAAAUCAAACGCAGUGAGCUCUGUCCGUUGCUCUCUGAUGCUGAGAUUGAGGCCAAGCUGGGAAUCCCCCGUAUUCCAUUCAACAAUGAGAACACAUGGCCCACCAAACCUUCCUCCAUGCUCUCCUCUUUCCACAACACAGCCUCAUCUGUGGAAUACAAGCAUCUCAAGCCUACCAAGCGGCCUCGGCCCACGAAAAAUCCCCCAACACCUCGUAGCAUUUACCCAGGCAUCAACCAGCCCCCAAUAGCUGGCUACCAGACACGGCCUCCCAUCCCCAUAAUUUGCCCGGCUGGAUGUAUCUGCAACCUUCACAUCAAUGAUCUGGGGCUAACAGUCAACUGUAAAGAGAAGGGCUUUCACAACAUCUCUGAGCUCCUGCCACGACCCCUAAAUGCCAAGAAAUUGUAUCUCAGUGGGAACCUAAUACAGAAAAUCUACCGAUCGGAUUUCUGGAACUUCUCAAGUUUGGAUUUACUGCAUUUAGGGAAUAACAGGAUAUCCUAUGUGCAGGAGGGCGCCUUUAUUAACCUGCCCAACUUGAAAAGCUUAUAUCUGAAUGGGAAUGACAUUGAGAGACUGACCCCAGGGAUGUUUAGGGGGCUUCAGAUGUUGAGUUAUCUUUACUUUGAGUAUAAUGUCAUACGUGAGAUACAGCCUGCCUCCUUCUCUCUAAUGCCAAGUCUCCAGCUGGUUUUCCUCAAUGACAACCUUCUACGGUCCCUCCCAACUGAUGCCUUCGCUGGCACCAACCUGGCUCGCCUCAAUCUCCGCAACAACUACUUCCUUUCCCUCCCUGUGCGUGGUGUUCUGGAGCACCUAGACUCCAUCGUCCAAAUCGACCUCCAUCAGAACCCCUGGGAUUGUUCCUGUGAUAUUAUCCCCCUAAAGCAGUGGUUAGAAAAGCUGUCCUCUGUCAUUGUUGUUGGAGAUGUCAUCUGCAAGACACCUGAGUUUGCCUUCGGGAAGGACCUGCGUUCUCUGGAGGUUGAGGUCAUCUGCCCUGAGCUCAAAUAUUCCUCGGGUCCCUCGCCGGUCCUUCCUGGCGGGGAUGAGCUCACCACAGGGAGCUCUGAUCUCGGGGAGGCUGGGGUAAGAGGGGCCGUACCGCUCUCUGUUCUCAUCCUCAGCCUCCUCAUUCUCUUCAUCUCCGCUGUGUUUGUAGCUGCUGGGCUUUUUGCCUUUGUUCUCCGGCGAAGGAAGAAGCUGCCUUUCCGUAAGCGUUCUGAGGUGGAUCUGACAGGGAUCCAGAUGCAAUGCCGGAUAUUCGAGGACCCACCGAGGCAGAGCAGUGCCGGCAACACUGGCACGCCAGAGAAACCAGCGCCUAGCAUGCACACACACACUCACACAAGCCACACACAUGCCCAUGGUCACGUGUAUGAUUACAUUCCCCACCCUGUGACUCAGAUGUGUAACAACCCUAUCUAUAAGCCUAGAGAGGGAGAGAUAGCGGAGGAAGAGGGGGGGCAGUUUUCAGAAAAGAAAGACAAUAGCACCAGUAGCAGCAGUAACUACAGAACCUUGUUAGAGAAAGAGAGAGAGUGGACCCUGGCUGUCUCCAAUUCUCAACUCAACACCAUCGUCACGGUCAACCACACCACUGCUGAUCUCGCAGGAUUUCAUGAAAAUGGCGGGCUCUGCCCUACAGUGAUUGACAGCCAGAGACCCACGCCAACCGUGGGCUUUGUAGACUGUCUCUAUGGAACAGUCCCCAAACUAAAGGACAUGCACGUGGCGCAUGCACACCCCCCAGGCAUGCAAUACCCAGACUUGCAGCAGGACGCGCGGCUGAAGGAGACGUUGCUUUUCACGGCGGGGAAGGGGUGCUACCCCGACCCGUCCCAAAGCGAUUACCUCGAGUUAAGGGCCAAACUUCAAACCAAGCCGGAUUACCUCGAAGUCUUGGAGAAAUCAUAUCGGUUUUAACAUCGCUCGCCCACGGAGAACAAAAAACAACACACUCACCUUUUUAUCACACACUCAAAACAAAAAUUACCCAAAUCAAAAUAUAUGAAAAAUAGGAACCUGAAAAAGCAGCAUGAUGUGAAAUAUUAUAUUACAGUUACAGCCCGCCCACCCCUCACCCUCCCAAAUCGCUUCGGAGGAGAGGCCAUUCUCAGAUAUUUCAAUGAAGUGCCUUUUUUCAGAGUAGCCAGCAAUGUCAACAGCCGUUAUUUUUAUAAUCUAUAAGUGUGUCUAUAUGCCCAGGACAGAGCGGGAGGAGGAUGAGAGGGGCUCCGGGGAAUAAAAAACAAAGCAUCCUAAAAUUGAAUUAUCACCGAGUCGAGCCCGUUUUUAUGGAGUUACCAACACGCGCAAGACGCAUGGGAGCUGGACGUCUCUCUGACUUGGGGCUCUUGUUUCUGUCUCUUUUACCCCUAACCAGGAUGUACAAAUACCCGGAGGCCGUGCACAUUAAGUUUGUAGGAAAUAAUCGAAAGAGAGAAAAAAAUACAUAUAUUAAAAUGAAUUGCAGUUUGCUGCAUGCACUCGCUUCGGUGCAGGAAGCGAGGGGGAUUUGCUCAGAACUAUCACUUCACGUUAUGAAUAGAGAUACUGCAACGCAUUUACAGUUCAGUGUUCUAUUUAAUUUUUAUAUCUUAUUAAUAUGGUUAUUACUAUUAACGAGGACUACUGUCUAUAUCAGGGUGCUUCUCGUAAAAAGGACGCGCCGACGCACGGAUGGUAAAACAUUUGUGAAUAUUAUUAUAAGACGACGCUCAAGGUUUUCUGGAUAUUUCCACGCACUUUGUUAAGAACCCCUUCCAUUGCUCCUGGAUCCCCCAUCGUCACCCACUAACGGCUUUGUAGGAGGCACUUUUAAUGUUUUCUCUCACAAAGAUUUGAAGAAAAAUGUGCAUAUAUUUAUUCUGUAAUUUCAGUGAAGAAUUUAAUUGUAAAGGUAAUGUUAAAUCAAUGUAUAGUGAUUAUGCGUCUGGUAUAGCCUUCUUAAUAAAAACAAACUCCAUUCAAAUGAUAAGAGGGUUGAUGCCACGGAAGCGUGUGUGUAGCGCGCUACACACGGGGUGUGUAUUUGGUGUGUUGUUUAAUGGCAUGCUGAAGCUGCGGCCAACUAUCAUUAAGUAAUGCUGAGUUGAAGAAACAAGCUGCUGAACCACAAGAGCGCUGUGGGCAGGGAUCUAGUGGAGGAUAAACCCCAGCUAAACUCAGUUCAUCUCCUUUUUGUUUAUCCACAGGUUUUAGGCGGACAUAAAUCUGUCAUGUAGAUUCGUAGUGUUCAUCAUGCAAAGAAAGUCUGUAGUCAGACUGACUUAUGUAAGGGGAAAA